ACGGAAAACAAUCGAAAGUGAAGGAAAAAGGUUUUCCAAGUGUACUUCCAGAGUAAGUGGACGAAAUAGAACCGAAAAGGUAUUUUUGUAACAAGUUUAACCUGGGUAGAAACGAGGCUACGCGUCGUGUGCGGUUCCGUAGAGAUCAGUGUAGGAAAAGAGUGGGAAAGUCCGAAGAUAAAUGUGGAACAUUCCGUGGCUGAGAGCAGUAUUCUAGAACAUAAAGGCUGUAUUCAUCGGUCCAGAAUUGAGUUAACCGCGGUCAUUUUAUUAUCUAAACGCUAGACGACGACGACGCAUCGAAAGUGAACGUGAACUCGGUCUAGUCUCGGUUCGUCAGUCCUCACAGUCCCCAACGUGCGUGAUAAACGUGUGAUACGUGUUGCCACUUUGGUUGUUCGUCGUUGUCGUUGUUCCUAGUUCCCUAACCACAAGCGCCAGCGUUCAAGAUGAAUAGCUUGGUGAGUUUGUUCAGCAACGUGAAGGAGUUCUACAGCGAGAUCAAUGGCGCCACACUGACCGGCGCAAUCGAUGUGGUCGUGGUGGAGCAACCGGACGGAUCGUUCGUCAGCUCGCCGUUUCACGUACGCUUCGGCAAGCUGGGCGUGCUGCGCAGUCGCGAGAAGGUGGUCGACAUCGAGGUCAAUGGCGAACCGGUGGAGUUGCAGAUGAAGCUGGGCGAAUCCGGUGAAGCGUUCUUCGUGGAAGAGUGUGCCGAAGAUGACAGCGAAGUGCCGGCACAUAUGGCCACCUCGCCGAUCCCAACUCACUCGUAUCUGACCAACUAUGAGGGCGCUAGCGCACAGGGCGCCGAUGGGCCAAUCUUUAAACCCAUCGGAGCAGAAAGCGGUGCCGAGGGACAGUCUUCGGUCGUUGGUCCGGUGGAUGCGGGUGAGGGUACCUCGAUGAUGAUGAUCCGGGAGAGCGAUGGAGCAGCCGUCGUCGGUGAGGAGGAAGUGAUGCCCCGACCGCGUCGCAACUCGGUGGAUCUCUCGAAUGAGAACGCCGAGCUGGAGAGAGUAAAGUACGAAAACCAAAGAUCCGAGUACAGCCACCGGCGGCACACGGACAACGUUACCAACAGGCCGGACCUGUCGCUGACGAAGAAGGAGUACACCAUGCAAAAGCUUCGCCAGGAAUGGGUCGCAGCGGCGGAGGCAGCCGAGCAGGAGCAGAUCUUCCACAUGGAGGGUCUGGAUGACGACAGUGGCGCUGCUGGAGGCGGAGGUUCAGGAGUGGAUUGGAAAAAUAGCACGCCCCUACCGGGUGGUGAUCAGUCGUUGGAAGACAAACAUUUUAAACCGAUCGAUGCUCAACCGACCACUACCGGAUCGGCGGCAGAGGUUCUGCCAGUGGCCACCACCAGCCCAGCAGUAAACCAGCAACAACAACAGGGCAGUGUGGAAGCUUUGGGUGACUCCAAAUCGAAGAAGAAACGGAGGAAGAAGUCGCUGAUGAAGAAGAAAAAUACGCAACGCAAGAACUCGACCAGCAGCAGCUCCGGUGGCGGAUCGAAUCAUUCCGAUCCGAACGAAGGUACGGAAACAUCGGACAGUCUCACCGCAUCUCAGCUCAGUGGAGGUUCACCGAAAGACACCGGUGAAGAUAACGCAGCAUUGCUGGCCGCGAAAGAAAAGGAGAGCUCCAUCAAGGAAGGUAGCGAAACGCCGGAACCAUCCUCAGCGCCUGGCGUCACCGCUCCCAUUCCGGCGGCAAUGUCCUCCAGCCACCAUGCCGAGCUGGACGUGCAUUUCUUCAGCGACACGGAUGUGGGGCUCGGCACAAGCCCACAGCAGUCGCGCCCAUCGACACCGAUUCAGAGCGACACGGAGUUCGAGAUGUCGCAGCGCGAAAAGCCCGUUACGGAAGAUCAGAAGCUGCUUUAUGGUGACGCGUGGAAUUGGGGUGAGCUGCCGACGACGCAGUCCGAGGCGAAAGCGGGCGGAGAUCCGGACGGUGGCAAGCAGGCGCAGCACAACUCCAUGCUAAACGGGCUCAUGAGUUUGAUGAAGUACAACAACAAAAAGAAACGUCAAAGCGUCCCUGAUGGCUUGUAUCUGUCCGACCUGGACAAAGUGAUGGAGCCGGAGAUUGCCAAACUGUACUUCCCUCCGCUACCGAUCCGCAAGCAGAAGAAGGACGAGCAGCAGCGUGGGGGCGACGGUGGCAGUGGUGAGGAUGAAGAUCGCGAGAGUGGCAAUGGGACGUCGAUCCCGCAGAGCCCCACGUCGAUGGAGGAUGGUGCGAUGCUGAAGGAAGGGACCGAUUCGGACUUUGACGACCAUCACCACCAUCAGCGGCAGACAAAAACGAGCGAAGCCGAUCUAGUUGGCCAGUCGAUCGAUACGAUCGCCAUAUCGCUCUGUGGAGGACUGGACACUCCCGACGGUCCCUCGGAGGAGCAGUUCGAUCGUGCGCGCCUGCAGUACUCGAACGUGCUAGCCGACCCGAGCGUGUUCGGGUCUCCGGAUCUGGUGGUGCGCAUCAACGGCAAGUACUACAGCUGGGCUGUAGCGUGUCCGCAGGUCAUGACAAUGCUAGCAUUCCAAAAGGCGCUUCCAACCGAGCUGCUGGACAGCAAGAAAGGAGGAGGUGAUGGGGACGAGUCCAAAAAGCAACAGGUGGCCCCGGAACAACAGCAGCAGCAGCAACAGCAAGCGCAACAACCGCAGCCAAACGUUGGCGGGCGAUGGUGGUACUGGCGACGUUCGAACGAAUCGAAACCGGCACCAUCGAGCAGCGAGGCACCCCCGCUGACACCUUCCACUCCGACGGCGGCCAACGAGCUAGGAAUGGAUGGUGUGGAUGGUUCUAAAGCAUCGUCUGCCGUAGCCACGCAGACGUCACGCUCGAACUCGCCGGAUGAGGAUGGUAAUGCCGCACCGGGAACAGCGGGAGCAUCCGCCGCGAUGGACGCUUCACCGUACAAGACGGCGACGAAGGCGGAAGAUGGCUACAAUGGAUCUCUUUCGUCCGAAGAUUCCGAGCUGGUGAUGGAAAAGUCGCAUCAGUCAAUGAUGGACAACAGCAACGACAAGGCGCUGGCGCUAUCGAGCGAGAAGUACCGAAAAACGCUCCGCCUUUCGUCCGAGCGUAUCCAUCAGCUGAAUCUGCAGGAUGGCAUCAAUGAGAUUGAGUUCAGUGUGACCACGGCCUAUCAGGGUACAACCCGCUGCAAGUGCUACCUGUUCAAGUGGAAGCACAGUGAUAAGGUUGUGAUUUCCGACAUUGAUGGCACGAUCACUAAAUCGGACGUCUUGGGCCACAUUUUGCCGAUGGUUGGCAAGAGUUGGGAUCAGAUUGGAGUGGCGCAGCUUUUCUCCAAGAUCGAGGAGAAUGGCUAUAAGAUGCUGUACCUGUCGGCCCGAGCCAUUGGGCAGGCGAAAACGACCAGGGGGUACCUUCAGUCAAUCCGCCAAGGCGACGUGAAGCUGCCGGACGGCCCACUACUGCUCAAUCCAACCUCGCUCAUGUCCGCUUUCCACCGGGAAGUGAUCGAAAAGAAACCGGAACAGUUUAAGAUCGCGUGUCUGAAUGACAUUCGGGACCUGUUCCCCGAUAGGAACCCGUUCUAUGCUGGCUACGGCAAUAGGAUUAACGAUGUAUGGGCGUACAGGGCUGUUGGCAUUCCGACGUCUCGAAUUUUCACCAUCAAUCCAAAGGGAGAGCUGAAGCACGAGCUGACACAAACAUUCCAAUCAACUUACGCCAACAUGGCUUACAUCGUUGACCAACUCUACCCGCCGAUUAAGCACAUCGAGGAGGAGGAUAACGAAUAUACCAGCUUCAACUACUGGCGUGAGCCAGUUCCGGAGAUCGACUUCGAUGGCUGUGACAUCUCCGGUUCCUCCUCCAACGGGUCGGCUUCAGGGUUGUCCGCCGCUAGUGAAAAACUCUCCCCAUCGGCAGCCACAAUCGUUCAGCAAGCCCUGCCAACUAUUCCCGAGAACUAGGCAGAUCAGAAAGAUAAACCUUUCCUCUCUAGCGCUUCGGCAAACACAAUAGUCGAGACACAUUCGGUAGAUGAACUCGUUAAACAAAAAAAAAGAAAA
This is a messenger RNA of Anopheles coustani, 4052 nucleotides long. RefSeq names its product phosphatidate phosphatase LPIN3 (gene Lpin). Gene Ontology annotation, molecular function: phosphatidate phosphatase activity; transcription coactivator activity. Gene Ontology annotation, biological process: cellular response to insulin stimulus; triglyceride biosynthetic process; positive regulation of transcription by RNA polymerase II. Gene Ontology annotation, cellular component: nucleus. Bases 450 to 3953 code for a protein of 1167 amino acids. Lineage: Eukaryota; Metazoa; Arthropoda; Insecta; Diptera; Culicidae. The transcript is spliced from 5 exons. The record is from RefSeq and is a predicted model, not a curated record.